AUGAUUUUUGAGAAGAGGAUGACAUCCUCGGACAUUACCUUACUCACCCGACAGAAGGAAUUGCUGAUCCAGAAACUGGCUACAUUUGAAACAACCAACCGAACACUGAGGCAGCUACUUCGUGAACAGCAUAGCAAAGAGACGGAUGCACUGAGACUAGCUGAACAAAAGGAAGUACUGCUGAAGAAAUUGACUGCUUCAGAGAGUGAGAAUGCACGUUUGCAGGUUAAAAUGCAAGACAUGGAAAAAGAAGUGGAUCAGCUUCUUAUUCAGGUGCAGACAGAAAAGGACCAUGCCAAAACAACAACUGAACUUUCCAAAUCUUUAGAAAAUACCAGAGCUCAUCUACAGGGACAGCUUCGCAGCAAGGAGGCAGAAAACAACAGGCUGAUGAUCCAGAUCCGGAAUCUGGAACGUACACUAGCCCAGCAAAGGGGGGAAAUGGAUCAUGUCAUGGAACAGUUGAAGGAGCUGAAGCAGAGAGCGGACAGGGAUAAAGAUGCCUUGAAAAAGGCUACAAGGGCCCAGAAACAUCGAGCAGAGCGGAGUGAAGAUAUUGUAGAGCAGCUGAAUGUGCAGUUGCUGGAAAAGGAGACCCAAUUGGCUGAUACAUUGUCCUCAGUGGAGACCUGGCGCAGUCGUCACAAUAAGGUGCUUAAGGAGAAGAGUCAGCUUGAAAUAGAGAUAACUGUCAUGAACAAUCGCAUUACAGAUUUAACAGAACAGCUUCACAAUCUGGAGGAUAAAGGCAGAGCUGAGCGCGAAUCUCUAAUGGACAAAUUUCAUAGACUGACCUCUGAAAAUGCUUCCAGAAAACUAGAGAAUGAGAGAUUUAAGGCCAAUAUGACAACUGUGGAAGAGAAGCUGACCUUUGGGCAAUCAGAGAUCCAGCAACUGAAGGCAUCGCUAAAACAGUAUGAAGGUCUUGUGGAAAAUUACAAAUCUCAGGUGCUAAAGACACGCAUGGAAGCAGAUGAAUUCUGUCUGAAGCUGGAGAUGUCGGAAAAGGAAAACAAGCUUCUUAAAGAAGAUAUGAACAAAGAGAUUGAGCUAGUACGUAGACAGCUUCAGACACGGCUCACAGACUUGGAACCUCUUCCUGAACUUUUGAAGAUUACAGAGCUAAAGUUACAGGAUUGCCAAGAGGAGAUACUGACAUAUGAGAGAAAAAUUGCUGAGCAGUCAACAACUAUAACUGAGCUCCGAAUGAAGAUUGAGCAACAAGGAGACCAAGUGGAGAUGUCCAGAGGAAGGUACCAACAGACCCAGGAUGAAAAUAAGCAGCUGAGACUUAAAGUGGAAAACCUGGAACGGAAAUUGGAAGAGGUAGAGACCCAGAAUCGGGAGCUCAUUCAAAUUGUGGCGAAGAGGGAAGAAACAAUACAUCAGAACCAGUUGCGGCUUGAGGAGAAAACUCGUGAAAGCUCUUCCUUGGCACGUCAGUUAGAGGCAGCUAUUGAUGAUGCCAGAAAGCAGGUGGAUCAAUCAAGAGAGAGAGCACUGUCAAAAGAGCGUGCAACUCAGUCAAGGCUGGUAGAAUUGGAAACACAGCUUAGCAGAACAAAGACUGAACUGAAUCAACUUCAGAGAAGCAAGGAAGAUGCUGAAAGACGUUUCCAAAGUCGGCUACAGGACUUGAAAGACCGUCUAGAACAGUCAGAAAGUACCAAUCGUAGCAUGCAGAACUAUGUCCAGUUCCUCAAAUCAUCAUAUGCAAAUGUUUUUGGAGAGAGUGUUCUGACCAGUUCUCCUGUGUUCCCUCGAUCUCCCCUCUAAGUGGCAAAAACAUUUCUACUUCCAAAUUAUAUUAAUUGGUUUCAUCCCACUAUAGGAAGACAAAGCCAAGGUCUGACAUUCAGUUCAAGCUAUGCUGCAUCUUCAGUUUAUUAUUACUAGUUUCACAGAUGGUGCAAUAUUGCUCUGGCAAACACUAAACCUGUAGUUAGUUUACACCAUGAAAUAUGUCACUUCCCCUGGCCAUUGUAGCACUCUUCCUCGAACUGUGUAUUCUUCCCCUGGCCUUCCCUUAGUACCUUCGCUUUUUGAACAUCAUCAGGUAUAUUUAAGUAAUAUUUCUAUAGCAGUCAUGCAUAUCAGUAAAAGAAAUGAAAACUCUAUACUGAGCAAUGUCAUUAAAUUUAAUGUUUUAAAGCUAUGCAAAACUCAGGAUUUGUAUGUAGGUUGAGGUGAUUGUAGCAUAUAGAUACCAAGCAGAAUGAGAUUUGAAUGUUAACAUGAUGAUUUCAAGGUAGCCUGUGCAAUGCUAUAUGCAACAGGAAGCUAGAGGAUUCGACCAGGAAUUUUUAGUUGGUCGAAUUCCCCAGUAUUGAUUGUGUAUUACUACCUGUGCAUGGACAAUUUAAAUACUCGAGGUAGUGCAGACAGGCCAUUCAGAAUGUUGGUUUACUUAAAAAGAAAUCUGAUGAAAGGCUGUUCUGGAGCUCAAUAUAAGCAUUCUGGAAGAAGUAAGAUUAACACACAUGGCCUACUGCCUUACAGAAGUAGGUAGGGUGAACUCUAGAUUUUACUGUAGGAAAAUGAAGGUGCUAUUCAUUGUC
Molecule: messenger RNA, 2558 nt
Organism: Protopterus annectens (West African lungfish)
Lineage: Eukaryota; Metazoa; Chordata; Ceratodontiformes; Protopteridae
Gene: ODF2
Product: outer dense fiber of sperm tails 2
Exons: 15
Coding region: 1-1776 (591 amino acids)
Biological process (GO): regulation of cilium assembly
Cellular component (GO): centrosome
Source: RefSeq, a predicted model, not a curated record